AUGUUUUACUAUGCUGGAAGUGAAGACCACUACGAGGAGCCUCACUUCCUCCAAGCUUGUUUUCUUUGCAGAAAACCACUUGGCCAAAACCGUGACAUCUUCAUGUACAGAGGGAACACACCAUUUUGUAGCAAAGAGUGCAGGCAGGAGCAAAUAGAGUUUGAUGAGGCAAAGGAGAAAAGUUGGAAGCUUUCUUCCAAAAGGGGUGUGAGACAAUCAGAGACCAAUCAGAAGUCCACCCCCAAUAAGGCUGUAAGAACAGGCACAGUGGCAGUGGCCUAA
Sphenostylis stenocarpa is the source of this 282-nucleotide messenger RNA. The record is from the annotation of a GenBank genome assembly. NCBI's taxonomy places the organism in Eukaryota, Viridiplantae, Streptophyta, Magnoliopsida, Fabales, Fabaceae.